AUGGCCCAUCGACCACCCUCGUUCCCGCCACUCGUCCCAACCCCGAAUCGACUCGGGUUCCGUGCCCCAAUGCUGGCCGCCGCGGACGUGGUGGCCGAGGCCGGGGUCGUCGUCGGGGUGGUAGGACCCAGAGUGCCCAAUGAGGACAGGGCUGCGAAUGACAAGGCAACGGAGACGCACCUCCGACGUCUUUGCGAAGUAUUGGCCGCCUGGGACACGGGAAGCUCCAAGAUGAACCUUGGAAUUGGGUUCGGUUCCCCAUCGGAUUUGGAAAACGACGAUGAGAUGUCUUGGAAACAUCUCGAAGAGCAGCGGUACGCUGAUUCUUUCCUUCGCAUUCCGAGAAUGCAUGGCACGCUCGAAGUCAACGCCGCCCUUCGGACACUAUCCACACAGACACCCUACCUUGAUGUUCAACUCUCACUCCAGUCUCCAUCGGGUCAGUGGUACUUCAGAUGCAAUGACGCUAACAAUGCCUACCACAUCCCCCAGUCAGAUAUCCCCCUACCCCAUGACGCACCGUCUCUUAUGCCACCUGGCUAUGGGUCCGAGGAGGACACGCAGGCGGCCCUCGAGCAUGCCGCCGCCAUGGAACGGCCAGCAUUUACGUCAUAUGGAGCAUUCGUUGGACUCCAUGACCCCUGGUUUAGACAAUACCCGAAUGAUCAGGCGAUUAACCCGGUGCUCGAAGCAUUUGGCAAGGCGCUCGCAGAGAUGCCAAAGUUGAAAAGAGCCGAACUGCAGUUCAAGAGACCAAGAAGCUACAUGUUUUUGGCGUAUGCAGCACCAGGGCAAGUUGGAAGAAGCUACGUCGCGAGAGCCGAGUGCGAAGUCCUCCAGAUUCAGCCCAGUCAAGGCUGCCACCAACUUGCAGAGGGAUGCGGCAUCACCUCUGAGCAGCUCAUAGCCUAUAACCCCAAGGAUAGUCUCUGCACCACUCUGCGUAUCGGCCAGAGGGUAUGCUGCACUCCCGGUGACCUGCCGCCCAUCCGAAACAACCCGGAUGGGAGCUGUAAAGAGGUAACCCUCACAGCGGGCAUGGACUGCGAUAAGACCGCCGCCGCCUGCGGCGUUUCGCUCCCGGAGCUCCAUAAUUUCAACAACAAAACACAGUUCGAACUCUGUAGCAAUUUGAAGGCCGGAACCGCCACUGAAGAUCUACUUGUCGCCAUGCGUUUCUCCCUCGUCGCACUCGUUGUUUCCGCUACGGCUGUCCUUGCGGCACCAGCGCCUGAAUCCAACGCGAACCAUCUCCAGGCCCGCGCCAUCAUCUGUGACCGCACGACUAAGAACAACUGCCCCGCUGACUGCCUUGCGUCUUAUCAUGGUACUCAAAUGAACUGCGCAAAAUCAGUUGCGAGCGGAGGCGCCGACGCUGAUGGCAACGAUUACGGGACGUCCAGGCCCUCGCUGGUCCCCCACGACAGCGACACCGGGACAUUCAAGCGAAACCUGGGCGUGUUUGAUGCUUUUGGCAUCAUCAUCAGCAUAGUCAUAGGUAGCGGUGUAUUUACGUCGCCCGGGGCUAUUGACAGCAAUGUUCCUUCGCCAGCAAUGGCUUUAGUGAUUUGGGUUCUGGGGGCGUAUUGGCCUGGACGGGCGCUACAACCUUGGCCGAAUUGGGAACCGCAAUUCCGGGAGAAGCCCUAUCUACAGUACAUCUUCGAUGACGUCCUUGGCUUCUUGGCGGCAUGGACAUGGAUCAUCGCCGUCAUGCCCGCCACGUUAGCCAUUCUCAGUAUCGUCUUCGUUGAGACCAUCUUCUCAGCCGCGGGAUCGACAGAGGGCAACGGGGGCCUGCUGCACAAGUUGUUAUCCAUCCUUAUUCUGCUGGCGAUGACGGCCGCAAACUCCAUCAGCACAAAGGCGAGCACACGCCUCAACAGCUUCUUUGUCGGCACCAAGUUUAUCAGCAUCCUAGCUAUCGCUGCAGCGGGCCUGGCUGUCGUCGUCGUUCAACUCUCGAACCCGGAUCGGGAAAUCGGUGGCCGGGACUGGUAUCGCAAGUCCUGGUUUGACUAUCGUGACACAGUGGACCCGUCGGGCCAUAGGACGAACUGGGGAGAACUGAAUGCCUGGGAGAUUCUGGGAUACCUAUCUGCCGCGUUGUACGGAGCUCUAUGGGCAUACUCGGGCUGGGACAAAGCUAUCUAUGUUUCCGAAGAGUUGUCUUCCCCGAACCGACAACUUCCUCUGGCGAUCAACACCGCCAUCCCCACGGUCAUUCUCUGUUUUAUUGUCGCCAAUGCUGCGUACUAUGUGCUUUUGCCUUGGGACUCGAUUUCGACCACCGAUAGCGUGGCAGUGACCUCUAUCGCUCGACUUCUCGGCCCAGCCGCCGGUAUCGUAGCGGCGGCCCUAGACUUGGUUCCCCCGUUUUUCACCGUCAUUGGCCGGGUCGGCUUUGGAUCGAGGAUCGAGGGAGAUCAACUGCCCAAUGCGGCGGAAGGCGAUUCCGACGCCCCAUUGAACGCGCUGAUCCUCUCCGCCAUCCUUUCCUCGCUCUACAUCUUGCUCGGAAACUUCCGCGCCCUCUUGCUCUUCAAUGGCCUCGGGGAAUACACCUUCUUCUUCAUCGCUGUUUUGGGGGUUGUGCUCCUACGCUUCAAGCAGCCGGAUCUCGUCCGCCCGUACAAGCCCCCAUUCUGA
Molecule: messenger RNA, 2649 nt
Organism: Parascedosporium putredinis
Lineage: Eukaryota; Fungi; Ascomycota; Sordariomycetes; Microascales; Microascaceae
Source: the annotation of a GenBank genome assembly